AGAUAGGUGUGUGCACAGUGCAGGGCUAUUAGCCGACCCAAGGAAGCAUAAGUCUCUAUCUGUAGGCGACUGAAAAUGCAUGUCGUGCUUCACACAACAACACUGUUAAAGCUGCAUUCCACUCUGCCUCAUAUAACCCUCAGAAAUUUUGUCUCUCAUUACAUUCUUCCAAACCACCCUCAUUUCUUUUCUCUCUCUUGUUCCCCAUAAAAACCCCCCACCCUUCCCCAUAUGCCCAACCACACCACUCAUUCCAUUCUCUUCUACUGUUUCUGACUACAUACUAUUUCAAUUUCAACUACAUACUAUUUCUACCUUCACCCCAUUUCACAACGCCAUGCCCUCCUCCGACUCCGGCGAAAGCCGUCGAUCAGCCAAGCCUCACAACACUUCCCUAGCCCCACCGCCGGCCGAGCAAGAGCACCUGCCGUGCCCUCGCUGCGACUCUACUAAUACCAAGUUCUGCUACUACAACAACUACAACUUCUCCCAGCCUCGCCACUUCUGCAAGUCCUGCCGCCGCUACUGGACCCACGGCGGCACUCUCCGUGACAUCCCCGUCGGCGGUGGAAGCCGUAAAAACGCCAAGCGCUCUCGCACCGUUCCUUCAGCCUCCACCGCCACAACCUCCUCCUCCGCGGGUCCGGCCGUCACCUCGGUUUCUUCUGUGACCCCGCUCACCAUGGUUCCCGUGGCCGGGAACAACCACCCCGGAGCACCCGUGCAGUUCGGUGGAGUAGUCGUGGAUGGUGAAGCAAAGGGUAAUAACGUGAGCUUGUGCGGUGGGAGCUUCACUUCGUUGCUGAGCAACACACAGCAGGGUCCUGGUGGGUUUCUGGCUCUGGGUGGGUUUGGGCUUGGUCUUGGGCCUGGCCUCGAAGAUGUUGGAUUUGGGAUGGGGAUGGGGAGAGGCGGUUGGGCUUUCCCGGGCGUGGUGGCGGACGGAGGCAGCAUUGGCGGCGGUGUUGCGGGCUCCGGUGUUGGGCACACGUGGCAGUUUGAAGGCGGCGAUCAAGGUGGCUUUGUUUCUGGAGACUGCUUCCCUUGGCCGGGACUAGCCAUUUCCACACCCGGAAAUGGUCUCAAAUAAAGAUAAACAAAAACCUCUUUUUUGGUUUAUUUUGUUUUGGUUUGAUUCCCUUCAGGUUUAAUUCUAGGGUUACGUACUUAAUGUUUAAGGGAAUCAUGGUAUAUCAUCUACUUCCAAUUAGAAUCACGACUCUACUCUUUCCCCCAUCCCCCCAAAAAAUCAUCUUUUGUAUUUAACUCCUCUCCUGUUUCUCUUUAUGUUAAACUUAUUAGAGAUAGUUAAAAUGAGGUGUGUGAUUGUAUUGCUUUGCUUUUGGAUGACCUGAUCUGUGUGUGUGUAUUCCCUUUGGCGUGUGUAUUACGCUUUGCUAGUCUUUCUCUUCUCAGUUAAUGUCUUUUGCUCUUUCAUUUCAA
Arachis stenosperma is the source of this 1443-nucleotide messenger RNA. RefSeq names its product dof zinc finger protein DOF3.4. Lineage: Eukaryota; Viridiplantae; Streptophyta; Magnoliopsida; Fabales; Fabaceae. Gene Ontology annotation, biological process: regulation of DNA-templated transcription. Gene Ontology annotation, molecular function: DNA binding; DNA-binding transcription factor activity. The record is from RefSeq and is a predicted model, not a curated record. The transcript has a single exon. Bases 338 to 1090 code for a protein of 250 amino acids.